AAGACCCAUGAAAUCAAUUAAAUAUUUGAUUUGGUCUAAUUAAUUUUCCACUGCCUCCAAUCAGUAACAUAUGAUGGAUUGUUUGCUUUCCACGUGUUUUGCUCAUCCUCAUCUUCUUCUUCUCCCCGAUGCUCUGCCCCCCGACCCUCUGCACCCGAGAAGCCCCCCAACUACCGCCACCCAUUUCCAGCCGGAAAUCCGGCAAAGCUUGGGGAUUUCUCCCUAUUUUCUUGUCUUAGAACACCUGUUGAACCUAGAAAAUCCCAGAUCUGCGUCUUCCUCCCUCUGCUGUCCGUCGGCUUCAACUUGUGGGUUUGAAAUUUCUGGGCAUUUUUCGCCGCGAGUUCCCCUGCAGAAUUUCUUCUUCUCUGCCGUCGGCUUCUCCCCCCUGCUAGGCUCGGUUUUUGCUUGCUAAAUUCUGGUAAGUAGCCAUCUUUUCCAAGCUUAAAAUGACCCAUUUAAUGGCUGGGUUUUGUCCAUUAGUUGAUGCUCUGUGUUGUCCGAGUCUGCUGGGAUAGGGGAUGAAUUUGGCAGCCAUUUUAAAUGUGUUUUGUGCUUAGUUUAUGUAGGAAUUGUGUUAAUUAGGCUACUGUGAUUGAUUAGAGAGAAAACCCCGUGAAUUAGCUAUGUUUUGUCAAUUGUGGGAGUUGAGGUACUGUUCGCACGGUACUGUUCACGGGGUACUGUUUAUAGGUACUGUUCACACACCGAGGGUUAAUGAUUAACGGGAUUUAAAGGUUUAGUUUGUGAUAUAAGAAUGAAAUUGGAGAUGUUCGGUUAUGUGGAGAUUGAUAGAAAUAGCACUGUGAUUGGGGGUAGUGUUGAUGAUGAUUUCAGUUUGAAUUUAUGGUAGUGCGAUAUUAAUUCUUGGAAUAUUGUGAUUAGGUUUUGAUCGUUCUGUUACCGUAGCACUUGGGUUAGCCUUCUGUUCUGUGCGAGUGAGGAAGCGAAACCGAGGACGGGGAAACCGAGGGGAGUGACGAAUUAGAAGGCUAGCCAUUCAAUUGGGGUAUAAGUUUUAGAUUUUAUCAUCCUUUUGUAAGGUUGAUUUUAUUCUUGAGAUUUUGUGAAUUGGAUAAGUUCCGAACCUUGUGCAUUUGUGGGACCCGUCUCACGAGUGCACGGCGUCUGCCACGUUCUCGGAUUUGGGUUCUGGGGCGUGACAGUUUUCUGUGAUUAAAAUUGCUUUACUUUGAUGUGGCAGCAUGUAAUCUUAUCUUGCAAUCAUAUUAUGAUACUAAUAUGGGCAAUGAUUGCUUUUUAAAAAGAAUCAAACUCUAAAUAUUAU
Molecule: messenger RNA, 1288 nt
Organism: Rubroshorea leprosula
Lineage: Eukaryota; Viridiplantae; Streptophyta; Magnoliopsida; Malvales; Dipterocarpaceae
Source: the annotation of a GenBank genome assembly